AACCUAGCCUAUGCAUCUAUAUUUGUGUCUAUAUAUAUGUGUGUGUGUGGGUGAAUUUUUGUGUGCAGACAUUCAGGCACAAGCCAGAGCUUGAAGAAGCAGCCGAGCAAAAGAAGUUGGAUGAAAUAGAAGUUGGAUUUUUGAAGCUGAGACAUGGCUGAUCACUUCUUACAAAACCUGAAACAGUCUUUUUCUUUAGCCGACCUGGAUCCAAUCAUUGAUUCCAUGUACCAUUUUCCAGGGAUGCAUCCGGGCCUGUCUGGCUUGAAUUCACUCAGCCUGAUGGGAUUUCCUCAGGACAACAUAGUUCCUAAGCUGCCACCUGAUUGCCCUAGAAACCUGGAAACUUUACCUGGAUGGUUUGUCCACCAGGACAACUGGACUAUGAUUCCCCCUGUCCAGGAGCCUCCCAUUGUCUCCACUGACAAUGAUCUUGCAGGCAGGAAAAGGAAAGGUGUAUUGGAAAUCAGCACCCCGGAAUGCAGCCCUGCCAACAGCUCGACCUAUUCAUCGCGGAAGGGAUCGAAGACUAGUCAUGCCAGAAGGGGGAAGAAAGUGAAAGUUGAAGACGAGAAACCGAGAGAAGUGAUUCAUGUGAGGGCGAAAAGAGGCCAAGCAACUGAUAGCCAUAGUUUAGCAGAAAGAGUAAGAAGAGGGAAAAUCAACGACCGAUUGCGGUGUCUUCAGGACAUCGUGCCCGGAUGCUACAAGACAAUGGGCAUGGCAGUGAUGCUGGAUGAGAUCAUCAAUUAUGUCCAGUGCUUGCAAAAUCAAGUGGAGUUUCUUUCGAUGAAGCUUACUGCUGCAAGCACGUUCUACGACUUCAACUCAGACGCAGAUACCGUUGAGACAAUGCAGAGACCGAAGGCAUUUGAUGCAAUAAAAGUUGAGAGCACAGGAAACCAAGGUAUCACUCCUUCGAUUCAUUUUGGUUCAUCGGGCCCGAAUUUCAGUUGUUAUUCUCAGGUGCCGCGCAGCAGCUGAAUGCUCCCGAUCUUGUCUCUUUGUGUUCUUUCUUCCGUUCAAGUAAACAUGUAUUAGGCGACGAAAGGCUGUAGUAAAAAGAACAACAUAUUAUACACUCAAUUUCAUAGUUCCCAUUGUCCUGAGAAAUCUAUUCAGCUCAUCGAUCCUUUCUUGUUCUGAUCGAUCGGCACGAUUGGCGGAUUUCGAAUCGGAUCAGAUUGGAUUCAUUAAAUGGAAACACAAGACAAUUCUUGAUCUAUAUAACAGGUAGCUAGGCAUUAUUGUAUCUCCAGUUGGUGUUUUAAUUCAGACAGAAAUGUUAAUUUGUGUCGAGAAAUUUGCAGUCCCCAAAUGGGAUGAUGAAUAUAGAGAGAGUGUGUGUGUGUGUGUAUGUAUAUGUAUGAAUAUUGGUAAUAGUUGAUCAAUUAUUGUAUUUGUAGA
Andrographis paniculata is the source of this 1407-nucleotide messenger RNA. RefSeq names its product transcription factor BEE 1-like. Gene Ontology annotation, molecular function: DNA-binding transcription factor activity; protein dimerization activity. Gene Ontology annotation, biological process: regulation of DNA-templated transcription. The record is from RefSeq and is a predicted model, not a curated record. Bases 154 to 984 code for a protein of 276 amino acids. NCBI's taxonomy places the organism in Eukaryota, Viridiplantae, Streptophyta, Magnoliopsida, Lamiales, Acanthaceae. Gene Ontology annotation, cellular component: nucleus. The transcript is spliced from 6 exons.